Molecule: messenger RNA, 1229 nt
Organism: Candoia aspera
Lineage: Eukaryota; Metazoa; Chordata; Lepidosauria; Squamata; Candoiidae
Product: ras-related and estrogen-regulated growth inhibitor-like protein
Exons: 4
Coding region: 171-866 (231 amino acids)
Molecular function (GO): GTPase activity; GTP binding
Source: RefSeq, a predicted model, not a curated record
UUAGUAGCUGCUGGGAGGGAACCCCUUCAGUUCUUCUGGAUUGGUAUGAUCCAUGCAAAUAACUCCUACAAUGGAAAGUGAGAAAGAGUCAUUCUUGUUUUGACUGAACAGGGGAAAACAGCUGAGACAGUUUCACCAGCUGAUAGUCUGGACAAAAAAGAGAUCUAUAAAUGGUCCUCCGAAUCCCCCUUCGCAGGAGUGCCAGCUUCACCCCUGACCACCAGCCUGUGGUGGAGGUCUCCACUCCUACCCCUGUGAAAAUGGAAGCCAAUGUGGUGGUCCUCGGAGCGGACAGUGUAGGAAAGUCAGCUCUGACGGUGCGUUUCCUUACAAGGCGGUUUAUUGGGGAAUAUGGAGACAUGGAGUCUAUCUACACUCACACUUUGGCAGUAGAAGGCAAAGAGAUUCUUUUCCACAUCUGGGACUUUCCUUGCUCACAGGAGAAGUCAGAGGAGAGCUCAUCUAAGGACAAGCGCAUCCAAUGGGCUGAUGGCUUUGUCUUGGUCUAUAGCAUCUGUGACCGUGCUAGCUUCAACAGUGUGCAGCCCAAAGUCCAGUUCAUCAAAGCCACCAAGGAAGGCCCAACCCAGGAGAAAUUGCCCAUCGUUAUUGUGGGCAACAAGCGAGAUCUACACCAUCACCGGGUGGUUUCCAGUGAAGAGGGCCGUCUCCUGGCCCUCUCCAUGGAUUGUGAGUUCUAUGAGGUAUCAGCAGCAGAAGCCUAUCAUGGGGCUCUCAUGGUCUUCCAUGGUUUAGCAGAACGCAUAUGUGAGGCCAAGCUGGCCCUGAAGAAAGGCACAGGAAUCCGUAAUAUUGUCAAGAGUGUAUCUGCUGUGUUUGCUCGGAAAAGAACAGACUCAAUGUGAGAAGAGCUAACAAUCUGGGAACGCUAUGGAAGAACAUCCAUUUUUCUCUUGGUUGGGCACAGUGGAUCAUAGAUUUUGCUGAUAGAAAGUAGAGUGGUCCUCCUCAUUCUGCUAAUCCUGAAGGAGAAACAGUCCAGGAAGGUGGUAUAUAUGGUUGCCCCAGUGUUCAAAUUCAAGAAGAAUGAGGCUAUCGAAGGAAAUGGCUAUUCCUGUCUCCCUGUACUAAAACACCAAGACAAAAGGAUUUGCUCGAGAGAAAGUGAACAUCUUGCCCAAGUCCACCUUGUAAGUUGGAAUUGGAAUUUGGGGAUCCCUUAUUAAUGUGGUACUAGUGCAACAGCCAGCACUGUACUGUACUCAGUU